This is a messenger RNA of Aegilops tauschii subsp. strangulata, 2170 nucleotides long. RefSeq lists its product as uncharacterized. Gene Ontology annotation, molecular function: protein binding. The record is from RefSeq and is a predicted model, not a curated record. NCBI's taxonomy places the organism in Eukaryota, Viridiplantae, Streptophyta, Magnoliopsida, Poales, Poaceae.
UGGGCUUUGGGCUUCGUGGGUUGUGGCGCUAGGGCAAAAAAACCUUGGGGUUUGUUCGUUUGGGCUUUCGGACGGAAGAGCGGCGGCGGCGGCGGAGAACCAUGGUGCGGCUGACGCUGGAGCAGACGGCGAGGGAGGCGGCGCCGGCCGGCUGCCUCGCCACGUUCCUCGACCUCUCCCACCGCUCCUUCACCGACGUGUCGUGCCUGGGGAGCUUCAAGAACCUGGAGCGCCUCGACCUCGGCCACAACUGCCUCGUCACGCUCGAGGGUUUGUCCGCGUGCACCAAUCUCAAGUGGCUCUCGGUUAUAGAAAACAAGCUUGUGAGCCUGAAAGGUGCCGAAGUCCUCUCGAAGCUACAGGUACUGAAUUGUGGCAAAAAUAAAUUGACAAGAAUCGAUGAGGUCAAAUCUAUGACAAGCCUGGGAGCGUUGAUUCUCAACGACAACAACAUUACUUCCAUCUGCAAGCUUGAUCCCCAUCAUCAGUUGAACACUCUCGUUCUCUCUAAGAAUCCAGUUAUUACUUUUGGUGAUGCUUUGGUCAAUGCAAAGUCUAUCAAAAAGAUAUCCAUGUCUCACUGUGAAAUAGAAAGCAUUGGAUCUUCUCUUGCUGCAUGUGUGGAAUUGAAGGAACUUAGGCUUGCUCACAAUAAGAUCACUACAAUUCCAUCAGACUUGGCCAAAAAUACCAAAAUCUUGAACCUUGACUUGGGAAAUAACUUAAUUGAGAGGGAGUCAGAUUUGAAGGUCCUUUCUGAACUGCGCUACUUGAGGAACCUAAAUUUGCAGGGAAAUCCUAUUGCUGAGAAAGGCACCCUAGCUAAAAAGGUCAUGAAAAUUGUGCCGAACUUGCGCAUUUUCAAUGCAAAGCCCAUAGAAGCCUUUUCCCAGAAUGAGAACUCUGGGAAAGGGAGUAAGCUGAAGAAGGAUGAAGAGAUGCCUGAUCGUGAUCCCAUCGAUUCUAGUACGAAAAAGAAGGAGAAAAGGAAACGGUCAAAGCAACAAGUGCAGAGCCCUGAAGAACCUGCUGCCAAAGACACUCCUCCAGCUGCUGCCAUUGCCGCCCCAGUUAAAUCCGCAUUGACGGAUAGUAAGAAAAAGAAAAAGGAGAAGGUAGCCACGGAGCAGGACAAGAGCAGCAGACCGAAAAGCAAGGAUGACAAAGCUUCUUUCGAUGAUACCGAAGGAAAGGCCAAGAAGGAAAAGAAGAAAUCUGUCAACAAAGGAGAUAAAGAUGCGGGAGGAAUCGAUGACACCGAAGUGUCGUUUGCAGAGUUGAUGUUUUCUGGAGAUGGCAGCGUUCCAGAGCCGGUAUCGAAGGACAAGACCCAGGCAACUGCCGUGGAUGGAAAAUUUGUUGGAGGCCUGGUGAUUGAUCACACCAAGAAGAGGAAGAAGGCGAAGGGCACCCCUAUCGACGCGUCGGAUCUUAAGCAGUUGUGCUCUGCGCCUGAGGUGGGUGCGGGUGGACUGUCGGGAUGGGAUUAGUGGUGCCUAGUGGGCUUGACAGACGAUGUGUAUGCCCAGUGAGUAGUGUUAGUAAACUCCUGUUCUAGGAUCUCUGUUGCGAUGAGAGCCUUUGUGUAGGCAGCAUCUGAAUUUCUUUCGACGGUUCUUUUGCACCUGAAAUAUGUAACCUGACUUUAAAAUGUUUGUUUGAAUUUUGUGAAACUUGAGACGAUGAUAACUGGAUUCCAUGGUUGGCCGCUCAUAAUUUUAUGAAACUUGAUAUGAUGAAAAAAGAUCGCUAGUUAUAGAAUUUUGUUGACAUAGUUCUUAAACUUUUUUAGUUGUGUGAACCUUUCUACAGAGAUUAGCGAAACGUUGCUCAGCAUUAACAUAUACAGAGAUUAACUGGAGUAGUUAGCAAGGCUGCAAACUACAGUGACAGCAUUGCUCAGCAACAAAAUUCUUAUUUGAGGCAGUAAGAGUCACCAUUGAUAUACAUACCAUCGUCAUGAAACUCGUAGCACACGUACUGAACAUUGAACAUGGCAACGAGACCACAUAGAUUGGCAGGGCAAAAUUUCCAUACAAGCUUCAAGAAAAUAGUUUUCCUGUCUACCCGAGACAUAUCAUCAGCAUGCGCUGUUUGAACUAAGCCAAUACAAAACUAACCUCGUUCACGCACAAGUAAAACAAAGAAAAUUUCCGAGCACAACGCCAAG